Molecule: messenger RNA, 798 nt
Organism: Cryptosporidium muris RN66
Lineage: Eukaryota; Apicomplexa; Conoidasida; Eucoccidiorida; Cryptosporidiidae
Exons: 1
Coding region: 1-798 (265 amino acids)
Biological process (GO): lipid homeostasis
Cellular component (GO): membrane; endoplasmic reticulum
Source: RefSeq, a predicted model, not a curated record
AUGGAUACAAAUACUGGUAUAAGAAGGCCUUAUGAAUAUUACAAUGUAGCCAUAUACUGUACAUUAUCUUGUUUAUUUUUUCAUAUUUUGGAAAGUAUUCCUACGGAAUAUGUACUACUUUCAUUUUUACCUAAGAGAAUAAGAGAAAAGAUUAAUGAAGAAUUAAAAAAGAAAGAAAGAAUUAAGGCGAAACAUCUACGUAUCCGUGGAAUAGCGUUUAUUCAUGCUAUAAUAUCUAGUUUACUUGGAUUAUAUACUUUGUUAUUACCUACAGUCCGAGAUAAUCCCUACGGCUCAACUCCUUCAUCGUGGAUUUAUAUUGGUACAUUUUCAUUGGGAUACUUUCUAUGGGAUAUAAUCAUAAUAUUAAGGCAAUGGAGGCAAAAUAAUGAUUCAAAUGUAUGGCUAUUUCAUGGAAUAGUUUCAUUUAUUGCAUUAUUUAAUUCAUAUAUUAUACAAGAACAAUGUUUAAUAGGUCUACUUGCUAGUGGAAUGGUAACAGAACUAUCAACUAUCUUAUUAAGUAUAAAAUAUUGCUAUUAUAAUGCUGGUGACAACGAAUCUAGGUCAUGCAAGGUUAUUAGUUAUUUGUUUGUGCUAACAUUCUUUUUAACAAGAAAUGUUCUACUUCUCUACCAGAUAAACAUUGAGCUCUAUAGAGCAUACCAAUUUGCUCCAUCAUAUAGGUCAAAAGUUUAUAUAUGGUUCUUUUUCCCUAUAGGUGAACUGUUUAAUUUGUUAAAUAUUUAUUGGCUAAUUAAAAUUAUAACUGUAACAAAGAAAUCAAAGAGAAGGUAA